UAAUUAAGUACGGUUUAUUAAGGACCGUAACUUAAUUAGAAGGCUGGAAGGAUUGAAUCCUUACCGACGUGUCAUCCCUUCCCCGGUUCGAUGUCGGGAUGAAUUUGGUUCAGGGAAAAAAAAAUUAAACGCGAAGGAGAUUAAAAAAAAAAAAGCUCCGGGCGAUCGAAGAGGCGACAGACGACUUGGUGAUAUCGAAGGUUACGGAAUCAUGGGCCAAGAUUAUAGCUAUAGCCAACCGUCGUCUUCAGAAGUGAGUUUAACUUGGCUUCUUCAAGAAGAAGCAGAUGUGUAUGCCGAUGAAGCUCAGAGUAGGUUGAACCUUCAAGUCCCUGUUCAGUACGUUCCUCAACCUGAUGUCGAAGAAGGAAUCCCGAAGACAUGUUACUGUGGUGGUGACCCUGUAGUCGCAACAUCUUACACACCGAGAUAUCCAGGGAGAAGGUAUUUCACAUGUCAGAACGUAGACGACGACGACUGCCAUGUUUGGAAGUGGUGGGAUGUGGCCGUUACGGAGGAGUUGAGUGACAUUCAGACACAACUUAGGCAGCUCAAGGACCAAGGUAACGAGAGUGAGGAGAAAGUGGUUAAGCUUAAGGAGACAGUUUGUGAGCUAGCUAAGAAGAAUUCAGGGGUUACCACGGGCUUCCACUUGCUUUGUUGUUUAAUUGGUGGUCUCGUAAUAGCUCUCCUGCUUAUGUGUCUGCCGGGGGCAGGGUCCAAAGCUUGAAGCGGGAGUGUCUCACCUCGACACUGUGUAUAUAAAAGGUACUAACUGUAACAACUUCCAUCUUUCUUGUUGUUUUUGAUAAGUAUAGUUACCAAGUAACUACUCGGAUUUGAUAACUUGAAAUGUUUUAAGAGUUGAAAAAUUAAAUGAAAAAUGUUUUCUAUCUUCCUAACCUCUCCGAUUUGAUUGGUGUUAAAUGAUAAUUUUAAAUGCUAGUGAAUUUCUAUCUACCUUUCUUUAACUUGUGUGUGAGCAAUGAGCAGAAAGCUGACGCUUUCUGGAAGAGAAUCGUUGAUUACUACAAUGCAAGCCCUCUCUUGGUUGGGACAGCACCUAGGGAGCUCGGUCAGUGCAAGCAGCGGUGGGCGAGGAUUAACGAGGGCGUCUGUAAGUUCGUUGGCUGCUACGACGCGGCUCUGAGGUGCCAGAGUAGUGGUCAAAACGAGGAUGACGUGAUGAAAGCUGCCUUGGACUUCUACUACAACGACCACUCCAUCAAGUUCAACCUCGAACAUGCUUGGAGGGAGCUCCGGCAUGACAGUAAAUGGUGCUCAACCUAUCUGCCUAAGGAGGGGCCUAAGGAGAAGCGCAAGCAAGUGUUGGAGGUUGAUGGAGAUGAGGAAGUGAGAGAACCUGAAGCAAGACCUAUCGGGGUAAAGGCUGCAAAAGCUGUUCUAAAGAGGAAGAAGAGCAGUAAGGAACUUGAGUUGUCAAAGUUAGAGGCCCUGUUUGAAAUAAAACAGAAACUCUCUAACCAAAAAAUCCUAGAACGUUUGAUAGCCAAACAAGACCCCCUCUCUGAGAUGGAAACAUCACUUAAAAACAAACUAAUGUCUGAGAUGUUACAGUAAGGUAUGUUUAUAGUUUUGAAUAUAAUUUCACUUGCAGGGUCACGGGUGCAUUUUAGACUUGUCACAUUUUGAGGACAUGUGAAGCCAGCUCACGGGUGAAGUAAGCUCACGGGUUCCUCUGUCAUGACUUGUCCUUUCAUCUCUAAUUUGGCCUUAUGUACUUCUAUAAGUUGGCGUAAAGCCUCGGUUUAGGUAGCACUUGUAGUUCACUUGUUUCUUUAGCUUUCUGUGUACUUGAAAACCGUUGUAUUGGCGUGAAGCCUCGGCUUGUAUUGACAUAACUCCAGCACUUUGUAUCA
Messenger RNA from Brassica oleracea var. oleracea, 1880 nucleotides. RefSeq names its product glutathione S-transferase T2-like. Bases 940 to 1581 code for a protein of 213 amino acids. The transcript is spliced from 4 exons. Lineage: Eukaryota; Viridiplantae; Streptophyta; Magnoliopsida; Brassicales; Brassicaceae. The record is from RefSeq and is a predicted model, not a curated record.